This is a messenger RNA of Penaeus vannamei (Pacific white shrimp), 624 nucleotides long. NCBI's taxonomy places the organism in Eukaryota, Metazoa, Arthropoda, Malacostraca, Decapoda, Penaeidae. The record is from RefSeq and is a predicted model, not a curated record.
AUGGAGAAAAGUGCCCUGUCUAUGGGUGUGUCAAAUGCGGAGAAAAUGAAAGGUGGCAACACCUCUCUUCACAUAAAGUGGAUGAUGUUUGAUGUUAUUAUCAUGGGCUCUCCUCUCUCUCCAGUCCUGGCAAACCAGUUGAUGGAAUUCUUAGAAUUGGUGCUUCUUCUCUCCAUCUCCCUUCGUCCUUCAGUUUGGCUGAGGUAUAUCGACGAUGUCUUUGCUCUCUCGCCUCAUGACCCUUCCCUGUUCCCUGAUUCCCAUGUGCAGCUGAACUCUGUCUCUCCUUCCAUCGGUUUCAAGGUGAAAUGGGAGGUUGUCAACAAGCUGCCAUUCUUAGGCACUGUAGUUCAUCACUCUGUUGACAACUUCUCUUGUAUAUACAGGAAACCCAUGCACAGUGGUAUGUACAUACACUUCUUGUCAUACCAUCCACUUUAUGUGAAGAGUGGUGUUGCCACCUCACUGUUCCUCUGCGACCUCUGCAUCUCUGAUCCCCAGUACUUGGAUGGAGAGAUCGAUUUCCUACGGCGUUUCUUCUCCAAUUUGGGCUAUCCUCGCCAUGUUAUCGACGUCGCGUUAUCCAGGGCGUGGCGUACCUUUUACCACGACUCCUCUCCUUAA